AUGUCGCAGCACCACGUGACUGGAAAUAAAAAAAAUAACGUUACGGACGCAAUGUGUUCUAAGAAAAUACCAUUCACCACGUCGGAAAGGGAACUAAUCGUGGCUCUAGUACGAGACCGACCCAUUAUUGAAGACAAGCGAACUAAUUCAAAAAAUAUUGAAUUAAAAAAGCAAGCUUGGGAGGACUUGACUGGAGAGUUUUCACUACACGUUAAGGAGGUCGAAUUAUGCAAAGGUCCUAAACGUAAAGACUGCUGCGUUAUCUCAGCUAAAAUGUCGACUGACGAAGUCAACUUGUUGUACGACAUCGUCAUUAAGAAGGAUGUUAUUCCUACUCGGGGAAAAGUAGUAGCCACUAUAAAUGGACAACCACUCAUACGUCUUCAGAUGAAGAAUCCUUGUGACCAUCUCUUCAUGAAGCCACUGUUUCAAGCUAUACUGAACGUUACACAGCAGUGUGUUUUUGUUAAAGGUACUUAUCAUCUAAGUAUUAAUAUCGAAAACGUCGCUCAAAAAUACUACGGAGGCAUGUUUUUAUACGGCAACCUCACAUUUAAAUCAAUGUUCUACAAUGACGAAUGCAACUUCUCUUGUACGGUCAUUCAGGUGGAAUUCAAACCAAAGAAA
Colias croceus (clouded yellow) is the source of this 627-nucleotide messenger RNA. RefSeq lists its product as uncharacterized. The record is from RefSeq and is a predicted model, not a curated record. Lineage: Eukaryota; Metazoa; Arthropoda; Insecta; Lepidoptera; Pieridae. The annotation marks the transcript as partial. The transcript is spliced from 5 exons.